AUGUCCAACCAGCAACAAGUAUCCGCUUCAUCCCUUUCCACUCUCUCCAACGACUCAUCUUUACUCUCUUGUGAACCGUCUUUGAACCUUGAGAAACGACAGUUAGACCAUGCUGCGUUGGUUCUAGAUAUAUUCCAAGGGAAGGGAACGAUGACUAAGAUUGUGGAGGGUUUUACGGAGGACAGUUGUUAUGAAGAUCCAGUGGCGUAUGCGAAGAACAGAGAGGAAGUCGCCGGUCAACUUCUGCACAUCCCCACCGUCACUUCCUCAACUACCACCCACAAAUUUCACAUCACCUCCCUCUCUCCAUCCAUCUCCACCAAAACCGGUACAGGUAGAGAGGUAAUCGCAGAUCUGAUCGAAGUUGAUUUUAACCAUGAUCUGAAAUUUAAGAUUGGUCCAACGUACAAUCUCGUAACUGUUCUUCAAAUCUAUUCUACACCCGAAGGAAUCGUUAGGUUACAAGAUAGACCGGGAGAUAGAAUACCUGAUAAUGGAUUUGCAAUGGCCCUAAGAAAGUUGAACGGUAUAGUCGCACCUAAAGUAGCUGGUGUUCCCAAAGAUGAGAAAGAAGAUGCUGAAUUGGCUAUCAAGCAGAACAAGCAGCUUUGA
Kwoniella botswanensis is the source of this 612-nucleotide messenger RNA. RefSeq lists its product as uncharacterized. Bases 1 to 612 code for a protein of 203 amino acids. NCBI's taxonomy places the organism in Eukaryota, Fungi, Basidiomycota, Tremellomycetes, Tremellales, Cryptococcaceae. The transcript has 3 exons. The record is from RefSeq and is a predicted model, not a curated record.